This is a messenger RNA of Sitodiplosis mosellana (orange wheat blossom midge), 2424 nucleotides long. RefSeq names its product signal transducer and transcription activator-like. The record is from RefSeq and is a predicted model, not a curated record. Bases 229 to 2022 code for a protein of 597 amino acids. Lineage: Eukaryota; Metazoa; Arthropoda; Insecta; Diptera; Cecidomyiidae. The transcript has 7 exons. Gene Ontology annotation, molecular function: DNA-binding transcription factor activity, RNA polymerase II-specific; RNA polymerase II cis-regulatory region sequence-specific DNA binding. Gene Ontology annotation, biological process: cell surface receptor signaling pathway via JAK-STAT; defense response; regulation of transcription by RNA polymerase II.
GUGUCCAAUUCAUUUUUCGUAUUGACAGUAACGUGUUCAGAUCUGCUCUUGAAUCACAUCUCGUAGAUUCGUUAGAAAAUUGAGUGCUCUUUUGAUUUGUGAACUGAAUUCAAUCAUCAUUUGUUUGAUGAAUAGGCGCGUUUCGAUUAUAUUCCAGCAAUUUUCAAACAGUGCUCAGUUUCUUUCGGUGUUCCUUCUCUUUUUCUACGAAUUUCCUUCAUCGCAAACAUGGUAUCAUUCUGCGAGUUAAUGUCAAGUGAAGAACAAUGCAACGAACAAUUGGUUAUGACCGUGCAGAGGAUUGAACUGCGUGAAUUCGAAUCGAAAAUUGAGCAAAUAUCACCGAUUGUCAAUGAUUAUCGUAAUAACGACACGGCUAACAAGUACCAAACUGAACAUGCAUGGAAUAACAAGCUGUACAUCGACUAUUCACACCAUAUCCAAAACUUGAGUAUGGAGUCGACCAUGCGUAAUGUUGAGCUGGAACAAAGUGCUUGCGUGGAAAAAGCCAGGGAAAUUUGGUUGAUAAUGGAACAAAAUUGUAAAAAUAUCUUGACUAGACUACAAUUCGUCGUUGGAUUUUUCAACGAGGCACAGCAUAUUCUCAUCGACAAACUAUUGGGCAGAUGGAAACAUAAUCAAAUCAUGUUUCUCUAUGGCGAAGGUGGUCCCAGGACACAGAGUAUGAUCCAGACGCUGGAAAAGCUUAAAAUCGAACUUUACCAAAUUCAAACACAUUUCGAACAAUUAUUCGAUUAUGUUUGGUAUACGCAUUCAUUGGUGAGCGUAAUGCGUGAAUGUCACGCUGGAAGAACGGAUGUCGAUACUCUUGCAAAUGAAAUCGCUUUUAUACAACAAAAACUGCUAUUGUCGAGUUUUGUUGUGGUCGAACAGCCACCACAAGUCAUUCAUUCAAAUGUACAAUUUGAGGCGAUCGUGCGUGUUCUUUUAACCAGAUACAUUGCAUCCAUUAGCAAUCCAUUGGUGUGGGUUGUAUCCGAGUCGCAAGUGAAAACACAGCACCAGCACCAUAAAGAGCAAGAAGAAAACAAGCAACAAUUAACUUCGUUCGAUGAGAAAUGGGCAGAAAUCAGAUACACAGACACGGCAUUUGAAUCGCAGUUGCUGAGUUUGGAGUGCAAUUUGAAGGAUUUAAAGUUGAAAAUCAAGCGGAUCAAAAAGAAAGAUGUGAUGGAUGAUAAAUUUGCACUACGAUUCCACUGCACAUUAACGAUUAAAGGCCAUCCAAAUCUAAUUGAUAUUUGGACAACAUCGUUGCCAGUCACGGUCACAACGAACGUAAGUCAAGAUGCAGACGGUUGGGCAACCAUCACAUGGGACAAUUCGUUCUUUGAAAUUGGCCGAGAUCCGUUCGACGUUCCCGAAAGUGUGCCAUGGUCACAUGUGAAAAUGGUUCUAUUCACAAGAUUCUACUAUCAAACGGGCCACAGCUUGACUGAACAACACACGAAUUACUUGUACAAAAAGUUGUUCAAAACUAAUCCAUCCACUGUGUCAACCGACCGUCCGGUCUCAUGGAAUGAAUUUGGCAAAGCAAAAAGCCAAGAUUUUACAUUUUUUGCUUGGUUCCACGAUGUUACGAAACUGGUGCGAUUAUAUCUCAGGGAAGAAUGGGGAGCUGGACUCAUCGAAGGCUUCAUUAGUAAAGAUGAAGCGUGGGAAAAGCUUCGCAAUUGUGCACCCGGCACAUUUUUACUUCGAUUCUCUGAUAGUCAGCUCGGUGCCAUCUCAGUUGCUUCGGUUAAGAAUGACCCGAGCGGUUUUCCGGUGCCUGACCAUAUGGAUCCAUACGUUGAUAGUGAUUUCGAACAAAUCAGGAAAAGCAAACCAACGCGUAAACUUACAAUCGGCGACUUGCUGAAAGAUCUCAACCAAUAUACCGUUCUCCAAACGGUGAAUAGAACAAAACAUGACGCAUUCGCUCCUCAUUACACAAAAGAUGAGCCCAUUCCACGUGCUAACUCCGCCCCAUAUAGUGGAAAACAAAAAUCAAUGCACUAGGCCAAACUGUGAAUUAAUCAACGCAAGUCACACACAAUCAAAGCAAAACAACUGAUUUCGAUCAAGUUUUCAUUGUUGAAUUUCAAUAUUUAAAUAUAAAUCGAUACUUUUGGUACGAAAAUAAAUCAUUGGUUUUAACAUUUGGCUGGAGAAAGUUCCUGAAAGUAGGCAAUAUGAAGGUUUCGAAGGCUUCAAUGCCAUUGAAACAUUCGUUCAACACACACUGGCAGCAUGAACGCUUUUUAUUUCAUAAUUUCAGUUUACAAAAUGUAACGGAUAAAAAAACUCAUUUUAUUUCGAUGACGUUCAAUGCCUUCCGUUUUCACCAAAGCGAUGUAAACAAAGAACUACUGUCAGAUAUUUUUCUGCACCAAAUGCAGCAUAACUGCAUGGAUAAUGUGA